Periophthalmus magnuspinnatus is the source of this 2211-nucleotide messenger RNA. RefSeq names its product forkhead box H1 (gene foxh1). Gene Ontology annotation, molecular function: sequence-specific DNA binding; DNA-binding transcription factor activity. The record is from RefSeq and is a predicted model, not a curated record. The transcript is spliced from 3 exons. Lineage: Eukaryota; Metazoa; Chordata; Actinopteri; Gobiiformes; Gobiidae. Bases 173 to 1705 code for a protein of 510 amino acids. Gene Ontology annotation, biological process: regulation of DNA-templated transcription.
GCGUCAUUCUCCCCUCGAUUACGCAGCAGGAUUUACAUGAAACUGUUAAUUGUUUGCUCUUCAAAUAGAGCCAGCCUGGAGCCAACAGUCUACCAGAAGUUAAGGACCGGCUCCGCAGUGCCAUCCCCCUUCUCCAGUCCUGUACCUCUGCGCUCGAGCCCCGCUGAUCAGCAUGACAAAGCACUGGCCGGAGCACAGCCUCUUGGCACCACCCGCUCUGUCCCACCUGAGAGAUCCCCACGACCAUCAACUUGACUUCCAAAGAAACGCGCAUCAUACAGCGCACCGUCCCAGCGGAGUAAGACGGACCUCUCCUGCUCAGCACUGGUCUUAUUCUCACCCGGCUUACGCGGGUCAAACGCGGCUGCAGGAGGAUCCUUUAUCUCGUCCCAAGCACCUUACCUCAGCUUUCAUGGAUAACGCGGUACCCCCGGACUCAACGUACCCCAGCGCGGAGGAUAUGGACUUUAAACAGGAUACAAUCAAACAGGAUACAAUCAAACGGGAUGCGUGGUGCAAUGAACAAGAAAAGACCACUAAAGGCACAGGCAAGAAGAAGAACUACCAAAGAUACCCCAAGCCUCCGUACUCCUAUCUGGCCAUGAUUGCAAUGGUCAUACAAAGGUCUCCUGAGAAGAAACUAACGCUGUCCGAGAUCUUAAAGGAGAUCAGUGCUCUUUUUCCUUUCUUCAAAGGGAAUUACAAAGGCUGGAGGGAUUCUGUCAGACACAACUUGUCUUCAUAUGACUGCUUUAUCAAGGUCCUUAAGGACCCUGGUAAGCCUCAGGGAAAAGGAAACUUCUGGGCUGUGGAGUUGAGCAGGAUUCCUCUGGAGCUGCUGAAGAGGCAGAACACAGCUGUCUCUCGACAGGAUGAGACCAUCUUUGCUCAAGAUUUGGCCCCGUACAUUCUACAGGGGCAGAAGAUUGAAUCAGAAGUGUCACCUCCCGAGCCUGUCACCUCUCUCCCCUCCAUGCGCCCCAGAAAUCUGUCCCCGCCUCAGGACGACCUGUUCCGACCCAAACUGGACUCGUCCUUUGCCAUAGACUCCCUUCUGCACAGCUUUAGGCCCUCCAGUGGAGCAGGAGAGGUGCAGGUGACCAAAGACUGUUGGAGUGAGAUGGAGCGACCCAGGGGCUCCCCUCCUCGCCCCCGUUAUGCUUCCUCUGCUCGCAGCGCGUCUGCCAGUUCCGCCAGCCCCGCCUCCACCUCUUCCUCCUCUGAUGAUGAGUGGAGAGGAGUGACUCUUUCUGGGAAACGUGCUCCCGAUGAGGCUGAAUCAGACGGUUAUGAAGACUACAAACCAGUGCACAAAUCGGCCCGAAGAGAUACUGUGGCACCUCCAUGGGAGCUGCCUACGUCCUAUGCCAAAUAUGCCCCCCCAAAUGCUGUUGCCCCACCCAGUAUGCGUUUUAAUGGAAGUCCACUAAUGCCUCUUCAUGGUGGGCUUCCUCUUUAUGGUUAUGGUAGUUCACCUGUUACACCGGGACACUUCCUGGGCCACACAUACUGGCCUAUACUGCCCAACGGACGGGUUCAAGCACCUCCUCUUAUUAUGGACCUGGACAAUAUGCUACAAUCAGUACCUCCAAAUAAAAGUGUGUUUGAUGUCCUCGUGCCAACUAACCAGAACUCCCAUCAUCAACCGCCCAGUCAUUACACACUGCAAAAUGGACCUUCACUAAACCGAUAUCCACAAUACUGAAAGGUGUUAUAGAUGGACUGUUCAGUGAAAGUAAUAUGAAGAUGAAAGCUGCAGCAAUAGUAUUCAGAUAUGUUAAAUACAUGCCUUUAGUACUACCUACCUCAGUCUAAAAUGAUAGGCAUGUGUUUCCAUGGGCUCUUUGCACUGCCAGUUAACUUGCACUGUUUUUAAAUGUUGUUUGCCAAAUGUGACUCUUGUAUCGUUGGUCCUAUUGAUGUCAGAUGUCUGGCACAAUGGGUGGUCUUUAUAUUACUAUAUUUAUUUUACUGUCAAACAUAGCAAAAGAAUCACAACAUACUACCUCACCUCAAAUGAACUUUUCCUGCUGAUCCAUUUGCACUAUUUUGAUGUCAUUACAGAUAUCAUAGCUCAACAUCAACUUCAGCAGGUGAAUGUAAUGAUAUUUUUUGUCAAUUUUUAUGUGGUGUUCAAAAAGCUUUCGUGUCUGCUAGCUCAGAUGUUUUAAAAAGAUUUUACAGAGUAUGUAAUAAAUGCUCUUUAUUUUU